Messenger RNA from Hemiscyllium ocellatum (epaulette shark), 2092 nucleotides. RefSeq names its product NXPE family member 3-like. The coding region runs from base 267 to 2000 and encodes 577 amino acids. NCBI's taxonomy places the organism in Eukaryota, Metazoa, Chordata, Chondrichthyes, Orectolobiformes, Hemiscylliidae. The record is from RefSeq and is a predicted model, not a curated record. The transcript has 6 exons.
UCAGCCUGCCAUAACCACAACUUGUGAAAAUAACACUUACUCAUUUACAUAUUUAUUGUUUGACCAUGCCAUAGAGCAGAGUUUAUUCAGCAAUUUUCCUUUUAUUUUAUACAAGUUCUUCUUGAGCAAACAUUUGCCAGGUUUCUUCCUCGGAUUCGUUCUCUCCCUGAACGGUAUGUCGCCGUGGGCUCCUGAGUAAACGCAAAAUUUAAUAAACAGACAGAAUCGGAUUGAUUGGUAAUACUGGUGAACGAUCAGCUCCAAGUAUGGAUAAACGAGUAACUAAAGACUCCUCCCAGACCUACUCCACAUUCCAUUUCCUUUUUGGAUUGUUGGCACUGACAGCAUCAUUGUGGAUAAUUCUGAACCUUAUUCUCAUAAUGCCUCAUAACGAAUCAAUCUUGGGAACAGAAGCAAGUUGGAAGAGUUACCCAUCUCCAAAAUUCUAUUCUACAACUGUACAACUAAAGGAAAAGGAAACAUCUCUUUGGACGGACAGGCUAUUGCAAUGUGGCUACCUGAAUCACAGCUUCACCCCUGAAGAAAGGUCAGAGGGGACGUUCCUUAUGAAAAUGAUUGAAUGGCCUGCACCCCCCAAAUCUGCUGUGCCCUUUCAGAAAAGCAGCGACCCAGCACAUGUUCACUUUGUAAUUUUAAAUUCAGCAAAGACUUUCUAUGUGGGAGAUCAGCUACAAGUGAUGCUGCAGAUGAGAGAUUUUGAAGGUCACCCAAAGCAAUAUGGGGGUGACUAUCUCCAAGCUCGGAUCCACACCCCAGCUUUAAAGGCUGGUUCAGCAGGAACUGUUAUAGACAACCAAAAUGGAAUUUACUAUAUCAAUUUUACUUUAUCUUGGCCGGGAAAAGUUGAAGUCUCUGUUUUACUGGUUCAUCCCUGUGAAGGGAUCCAAGCACUUAAAAGACUCCGCGAGGAACGGCCAGAGAGAGUAUAUUUUAAAAGUACCUUCAAAUCAGGAGCUGUCUCCGAGACCACUGUGUGUAAUCUUUGUUUGUCUCAAUCUCAUCCACUCUGUAACUUUACUGAUAUCAGGACUGGGGAGCCCUGGUUCUGUUACAAACCGAAGAAGCUUCCCUGCUCUGCUCGUAUCAACCACGCAAUGGGAGGUUAUCAGCAGAAGCUUUUAAUAGAAGAAGAAAGACAUUUCUUCCAAAGUGGCGUCAACGUCAAGAGGCCCAUAUUGCCCAAUGGCCUGGGAUAUGUAACUGUGCAACCUUCACCUCAUACAGGCAUAAAUCUUGGAGGAUGUGUCUCCAGCAAGCCCUUGCUUUCACCGGCUGGAUUUUAUUAUCAGGACCAGUGGAUGUCAAGAAACUGUAAUGUUCGACGCUUCAACACUCCUGCAAAUAUUACAAACUGUCUCCGUGGGAAAAAAGUUCACAUUUUUGGAGAUUCCACUAUACGUCAGUGGUUUGAAUAUUUGACAGAAUUUGUACCAGGUCUGAAGAAGUUUGAUCUUGGCAAUUCUAGGAAGACGGGGCCACAUCUCGCUUUGGAUAUAGACAACAAGAUCAAGGUGGAAUACUAUGCUCAUGGCUCACCGAUCCGAAUCUCGCCCAUUUCAAAUCAGGACCUGCCAUUCAUCGCAAAUAAACUGGAUGAGAUUAAAGGUGGAAAGAACACUGUUAUAGCCUUCACCAUUUGGUGUCAUUUCAACACUUUCCCAGUUGAACCAUACAUCCGCAGGCUCCAGAACAUCCGCAGGUCAAUUCUACGAUUGCUGGAAAGGAGCCCAGAUACACUGGUUGUAAUAAAGACUGCCAAUGUCCAGGCCCUUCCGCGGGAGGUCAGUCUCUACAACAGUGACUGGUAUUCUUAUCAACUUGACUUAGUGAUGAGAAAGAUGUUUGAGGGCAUCAACGUGGCAUUUGUGGAUGCCUGGGAGAUGACAAUAGCACAUUACCUACCUCAUGAAUUACAUCCCAAAAGAAUCAUUAUAAAAAAUGAAGUAGAUGUAUUUCUUUCAUAUGUGUGUCCUUUAUGAAAAGGUGAAGCACUGUUUAUUAGAUUGAAAAUGGCAGCCAUGAGAUUUAUGUUGUAUGACAAAAUGAAAAGGUUACAAGCAUGUCCUUCAAG